Penicillium salamii is the source of this 3045-nucleotide messenger RNA. The record is from the annotation of a GenBank genome assembly. Lineage: Eukaryota; Fungi; Ascomycota; Eurotiomycetes; Eurotiales; Aspergillaceae.
AUGCGACUACGAUCUAACGCCGUCUUGGACCCGUUGGCUCAACGGCAGACGUCCCGUCGCCGCCGUGGCACCCGAGCCUCGUCGGCCCAGGAGUCAGAGCCGGAAGCGACUGUCCCAGGACCAUCAUCAACACCGGCUACCCCAGAAGGCCGCCCUGCCAAAAAGGCCAAGGCACAGAAGGCCUCCCCCAAGAAGGAUAAGUCAGUUCCCACCCCAUUUGCUUCUCUCUGCGCCUCCCCAUUUGCUUCUCUCUGCGCCUCCCCAUUUGAUUCUAUCUGCGCCUCCCUUAAGGAUUGUUCUAUUGCGUCCCCAACAAAGGCCCUCCAGACUGCACGCGAGGAACGCUAUGCACGCCGGCGACUCAGAAGAGGGUCAGUGUCGCCCCCCCCAGCGUCGCGCCCCUCAGAGUUGGCCCCCUCAGCGUCGCCAUCCCCGGUCAUGGACCUGGACCUUUCCCCAGCGACAGAGGUCCCAUCAUCUCCCCGUGUACCCCAAUCCCCGGACCCCCGUGAUUCUCCAGGCUCAUCCGCGGUCCACUCACCUUUUACCGCUGAAUCUCCUCUUCCGUUCAUGAGCACUGGAGAUGAAGUUCCUUCCUAUCUCCUUUCUCCAACCGUACAGGAUAUGUCAUCCCCACAGGCCAUGGCAUCCCCAAUGGCCAUGUCAUCCCCACAGGCCAUGGCAUCCCCAAUGGUCAUGUCAUCCCCACAGGCCAUGGCAUCCCCAAUGGUCAUGUCAUCCCCAAUGGCCAUGCCAUCCCAAAUGGACAUGUCAUCCCCACAUACACCGGAAUCCCCCAGUGGCUCUCCAGGGUCAUCUGCCGUGCACCCCCCCUUUGGCUUUGAAUCCCCAACCCCGCUCAUGCGCCGCGGACGCUUGGUUUUUCCAUCCAUUCUGUCCCCGAUUCUAGAGGUCCCGUCAUCUUCCCCUGCGUCCGAAUCACCCAGCGUGUCUGCAGUUUUAUCAGCGUGGAUGCUACCUUGCACGUUGGGUUCUCCAACCCGUUCCAUUUCCAUGCUGGGUUCUCCAAUUCCUUCCCUGUUGAGUUCUCCAACCCCGUUCAACCGCUUUCGCUCUCCAAUUGCAGAGGUCGCGUCGUCCAGCGAUGUAUCCGAAACCUCUAGUAUCUCCAUGGAGUCAUCAGCGGUGAACUCACCUUUUGAAUCGCCAACUUUGUCCGCGCGCCCUGGAUUUUCAGACGCUGCCCGCGUGCUGUUCCCAAUGGCGGAAGCCAUGUCGGCUCUGGAAAUAGUCUCCCAAAGAUCCACCCCCGAUAUGGUCCCGCCAGAAUCCGACAUAUUUUACACACCGGCCACGGUCCCGCCGGCGCUGGAAGCGGCCGUGACCCCGGCGGAGUCAGAGCCAGCCGAGGAUUCGUCCUCGACUGGCUCUGACUCCCCGGCGGUAGCCGCAAAACUACCCAAACCAUUGGCCCCUACACUUCAUCAUCCCGAUGAAACGCCUGCUGAUACCGUUAUUUUCAGUCCCGAAAACCCCUUGGAACCCCACGGAGAGAAUCCCCAUAUCGAUGAGCCACUCGGCGGCCCAUCGGCUCAGCCAACCAGCAUACGUACGUUGCUCAAGCCCACCCGGCGCCAGCCCACCCGAGGUCCACUCCGGAUGAAAGCAUUUCACUAUGGCUCCGCAACCGAACGUCUUUCCUCGGACCGUCUCGCCGACCCCAAUGGCAAAAAGCUGACAAAUGCCCCAGAUGAAUCCCGGAAACGCAGCCGUGUUGACGAACAGGAUACCCCGAUGAAGCGUCACAAACAUACACGUCCCACAACCCGUCAUGGUUCGAUGAUACGCACUCGUCCACGUACAACUUAUGCAGACCGGACCCGACGACGCCAAGCCGAAGUUGGUGGACGAAUCCAUUCCACCAUAUAUCGUGUUCCCGAAUAUCUGGCGCAGCAACGUGCAGAUGCGAGGUCUGCUCCCCCCUCUAACACUGAACCAAAUGACCAGGAUACGACUUCCCCUGGCGGUGCUCACCCCACUGAGAACCCCAUUCCUCCUCCCGAAGCGCCCACUCCUUCCGAAGCGCCCAAUACCCCUGGAUGGGGACGAUGGAUGGUUGACGGAGUCUCCCGGCGUUUGACAGGCCUUGUGGGUAGACCAAGCUCGCCGCAGGUAGCAAAUGCUCCGCACUCCUUAGCUACCGAGCUUGUGCAACAGCCAGUGCAAAAUGAAGCUGGGCGUGAUCGAGCUGACGAGAACGUGAAUCACGGAGGCGUUCCCACGUCGCCCCCUGCAACGUCACCAACUCGCGACUCGUCCACCUCCGCGUCUCGUGCGAUAGUGGCCUCAAACCCGAAUUCGCCUGUCGCAGGCACUGCCGGAUCGCGCAAUAGAUAUGGAAAUUACGAUCUUUUCGGCGCUGGCUUUACUGCUGAGCAGCGAGCCCGCUGGUACAUCAAUGCAGCACCUGUCUCAUUGGCGCCUGUGUCUACUGCACCUGACUCUGCUACGCCUGACUCUGCCGCGCCUGACUCGGCUCCAGCGCAGUCUCCCCCACAACAAACCCCAACCCACGAAGCACAGGUUUCCACGAAGCGCAAACGACAGCCAACCCCCGACGUCAUUCCGAACCCACCGGGCUGUAGCUAUGGGCUUAAUGACGAAUACUUCAUCUACUCUGACGAAGAUUGGGAUGCGCAGGAGGCCAACGACGCGAAAUCCACGCCUAGCAAGGAGCAAGGCACCUCUAAAAAGGCUCGCAUCGAAAGCUCACCAAAAUCCAACCAUCAGGGCCAGCUUGAGACCCCUGAUCAAUCUUCCAGCCCCGAGAAACGUGCCUCUAAGAGAGCGCGUGUUGAACGCCCUCCAAACUUCAACUACUCCGGCCACUUUGAGGUCCCGUACUCCAGCUCCGAGGCGUCUGGCUCGACCCAAAGCUCUCCUCUCCCAACGGCUGGUCCACCCUCCAGCCCAGCAAAGCGUGGUUCCAGAAGAUGGCGCGGCGAACGCCCCCCAAACUUCAACUAUUCUGGCCACUUUGAGAUGCUCUCUCCCCAGAUGACCACCAGCAAGGCCCUCGGGUGA